UCGUCGAAAUUGCAAGAGCUGCAUUUACAGAAGCUGCAGUUCCUGUUUUAACCAAUGAACACUAUGCAUUUACACUUGCUGUAUAUGAUAUAUUCCUAAACCCAAGAUCCAAAAGUAUUAAUGAUUAUAGCAACAGUGGUCCUUCUUAUAAUUCAGCAGAAUCAAUAAUUGAUGAUAAAACAACGGCUUUGUCUCAAGGUGAAAAAUCACGACAAGCUUUCUCUGAACCUGAGCUCGGGUCUUUUUCUCAAGGUAGUGGUUCUAUGAGUCUUUCGCAGGAUGAGAUGGAUGAAUUGUUUGCUACUGGUCUUGAUAUUAAUAAUAAUUACGAUGAUAAGUU
Molecule: messenger RNA, 340 nt
Organism: Racocetra persica
Lineage: Eukaryota; Fungi; Glomeromycota; Glomeromycetes; Diversisporales; Gigasporaceae
Source: the annotation of a GenBank genome assembly